UUCCCACUGCCGUCACCCGACCAGAGGGUGUGGCUGGCUGUGGCUGGGGCUACUCGGAUGGACGGCGAAUGUUGUUUUUAACGUCGUCGAUAACAUUGACAAGUUGGCGGCGGGCGAAAAAAUGCUUAUGUUAUCAUUAAUGAGCCCGUCUCGCCUCCUAAACGCGACGGCUGAAGCAUGCUCUUGGCGCAGCUCAACCGGGACUCCCAGGGCAUGACGGAGUUUCAAGACGCCGACGGGCAGCCCGUCACGCUUUGCCUGACCGAGGCAGUGACUGUGGCUGAUGGCGAGCAGAUGGACACCAUGGACACGGUAAGCCUGCAGGCCGUCACCCUGAUGGACGGCUCCACCGCCUACAUCCAGCGUGACACCAAGCCGACCUUUUCCGACGCGCAAAUCAUGGAUGGCCAGGUGAUCCAGUUGGAGGACGGAUCGGCCGCCUACGUCCGUCACGUGUCCAUGGCCAAAUCAGGAGGAGACAGUUUGCAGCUGGAAGAUGGACAAGCAGUUCAACUUGAAGAUGGAACGACAGCCUUCAUACACACACACAAAGCAGAAACAUACGAGCAAAGCGGGCUGCAGGAGGUGCAGCUGGAGGACGGCAGCACGGCCUACAUCCAGCACACCGUGCACAUGCCGCAGCCCAACACCAUCCUGGCCAUCCAGGCCGACGGCACCAUCGCCGACCUGCAGGCCGAGGCCACCGCCAUCGACCCCGACACCAUCAGCGUGCUGGAGCAGUACACCGCCAAGGUGGAGAGCAUCGAGAAUCCUUUGGUUUCCUACGGCAGAGUCGAAGCAGACAACGGCGUGCAAAUGCAGAUUGUGCUCCAGGGUCAGGAGAACAGGAGGGUGGCCCACGUCGGCGAGAAGGCGUACCGCUGUGAGCACGAGGAUUGCGGGAAGUUGUACACCACUGCACACCAUCUCAAGGUCCACGAGCGCUCGCACACCGGAGACAAGCCGUACAUGUGCGACUAUCCGGGAUGUGGGAAGAAGUUUGCUACGGGAUAUGGACUGAAGAGUCACUCGCGCACGCACACUGGUGAGAAGCCGUAUCGAUGUCAGGAGCUCAACUGCUGCAAGUCCUUCAAAACCUCGGGAGACCUUCAGAAGCACACGCGCACGCACACAGGAGAGAAACCGUUCAAGUGUCCGGUGGACGGUUGCGGCCGGUCCUUCACCACCUCCAACAUCCGCAAAGUUCACAUCCGCACGCACACGGGCGAGCGGCCGUACUACUGCUCCGAACCGAACUGCGGCCGCUCCUUUGCCAGCGCCACCAACUACAAGAACCACAUGAGGAUCCACACCGGGGAGAAGCCGUACGUGUGCACCGUACCCGGAUGUGAGAAGCGUUUCACCGAGUACUCGAGCCUCUACAAGCACCACGUCGUGCACACGCCGUGCAAGCCGUACAACUGCAACCACUGUGGCAAGACCUACAAGCAGAUCUCCACACUGGCCAUGCACAAGCGCACUGCCCAUAAUGACACGGAGCCCAUCGAGGAGGAGCAGGAGGCCUAUUUUGAGCCGCCUGCAGACGCCAUCGACGACCCCAAUGUGAUCUACCCGACGGCUGCGGAAACGUUGGCAGAAGAGGAGGACUCCUCCAAGAACAGUUCUGCGGAGACCACCGAGAUUAUUGCUCAGCAGCACGUCGCCUUGGUGACGCAGCCGGACGGGACGCAACAGCAGGUUAGCAUCUCUGAAGCAGACUUACAAGCCAUGGGCGGCACCAUCACCAUGGUGACCCAAGAAGGCACCACCAUAACCAUCCCAGCCCACGAGUUGGCCACACAGGGUGCUCAGGUGGCCAUCAUGACACCCGGUAUGACUUCCUUUGAAAGUGUGGAGGCGGCCACUUACAGCCACGAGCAAGACGACGUUCACCCAGUCACCUUACUGGCCACCUCCAACGGCACUCACAUUGCUGUGCAGCUCAGCGAUCAGCAGUCGUUGGAAGAAGCCAUCCGAAUAGCCUCGAGAAUUCAACAAGGGGAAUCGCCCGGACUGGAGGAUUGAUAUUGGAUAUGAAUCUGUAUCAAGUCAGCCUUUAAAAGAAAAAAAAUCAAGCAAACGCCAACUCGCAAGUCUUCCUUCAAAGUUUCCCUCCCACCGCCACAUGCAAUGGACUUUAAGGUUUUUAAGUGUACAUAGGAUUUUGAUAACUGGACUAUUUUGUCUCUCAACCAAACAGAUUAUGGAGAGGUGGGUGUGAUCAUGCACAGUGCAGGGUACAGUAAAUGUUGUUUCUAAAAUAAAGAGUAAUGAAAUAAAUAAAUAAAAACAUCAA
This is a messenger RNA of Syngnathus acus (greater pipefish), 2296 nucleotides long. RefSeq names its product zinc finger protein 143b (gene znf143b). NCBI's taxonomy places the organism in Eukaryota, Metazoa, Chordata, Actinopteri, Syngnathiformes, Syngnathidae. The coding region runs from base 178 to 2025 and encodes 615 amino acids. Gene Ontology annotation, biological process: central nervous system development; regulation of transcription by RNA polymerase II. Gene Ontology annotation, cellular component: transcription regulator complex; PcG protein complex; nucleus. The record is from RefSeq and is a predicted model, not a curated record. Gene Ontology annotation, molecular function: DNA-binding transcription factor activity, RNA polymerase II-specific; RNA polymerase II cis-regulatory region sequence-specific DNA binding. The transcript has 15 exons.